This is a messenger RNA of Cololabis saira (Pacific saury), 4271 nucleotides long. Its product is annotated as protein jagged-1b. Gene Ontology annotation, molecular function: calcium ion binding. The transcript is spliced from 14 exons. Lineage: Eukaryota; Metazoa; Chordata; Actinopteri; Beloniformes; Belonidae. The record is from RefSeq and is a predicted model, not a curated record. Gene Ontology annotation, cellular component: plasma membrane; protein-containing complex. The coding region runs from base 580 to 2841 and encodes 753 amino acids. Gene Ontology annotation, biological process: Notch signaling pathway; heterophilic cell-cell adhesion; establishment or maintenance of epithelial cell apical/basal polarity.
CAAUCACUUUUGGUCGCUGCGUCCUCGCAGUGCAUUGAUUGAGUAACUUAUUUUCUGUAUUUUGUGUUUUAUUUCAACGCGGGUCAACCUGGAGGACAGGAGAUGGAGAGAGAGAGAGAGAGUGGCACCUAAUUGGGAUGAGAGUUCAAGUGAAGUGAGCCGGCGGCCAGAUUGGAGCAGUAAAGCCUCUUAGCGCAGGUGGUGGCAGGAAUACAGCACAAGUUAAGGGGAGUGUGUCCAUGUGAAGUGUGUGGAUGUGUUUGCACGUGUGUCUCUGAGCGGAAAUCUAUACCCAGAAGAACCCACAACAUCGAGGGAGGCGAUCAGAUGUGCGUGCAUGUGUGUGUGUGUGUAUGCAGGUGGGUUUGAUGGGGAUCAGUAUAGUGAGGACAGAUACGGUUAUGGUUUCUCUGAUCUGCUCGCCAUGAAGUUGCUUUGUGGGAGUUUGAGGGUUUAAGUCCGGAGAGGAGGAGGAGGAGAGCUGGGCGGACAGAGGACGCAGGGAGGGAGGAGGAGGAGUAGGAGGGUUGCCAGCAGCGCCAGGACGCACAGCGCGCUCCCCAAUCCCUUGACGCAAGGAUGGAGAGCACCAGAGCGCACAGGAUAACCGGGCUGGAGCCCAGCAGCGGGGCCGGGAAGAGCAGCGGGGAGGCCGGCAUGAGGACCGAGCGGAGCCGGGGGCUCCUGCACCUGCAGCGGACUGUGAUUUUUCUCGCAGGUCUCAUGAUACAGCCGCAGGAUGUGUGUGCUGUAGGCAUGUUCGAGGUUCAGAUUCAUCACUUCCAGAAUCCGCAUGGACUGCUGCAGACAGGAGACUGCUGCGACCUGCAGAGCAGCGGGGGACAGCGUUGCUCUGCCAGGGACCAAUGUGAUACGUUCUUCCAAGCCUGCCUCAAGGAGUAUCAGGCUCGUGUCAUCCCUACUGGAGUCUGCACUUUUGGCUCUGGCAGCACAGGCAUCCUGGGUGGAAACUCCCAGUUGCUCCGGCACCGAGGCCACAGUGAAGGAGGAGAAGGGGACGCUGGGACUAAUGGACACAUUGUCAUUCCUUUCAAAUACGCCUGGCCAAAGUCCUUCUCUCUGGUGUUGGAGGCUCUGGAUUAUGACAAUGACACAUCAGAAGCAGGUCAGCUGAUUGAGCGGGUCCUCCUGUCCUCCAUGCUGAACCCUGGUGAACAGUGGCAGACGUUUCGUCACCAUGGACGCAGUCUCACCUUGGAGUACCGGCUACGCUUCCGAUGUGACUCUAAUUACUACGGACCUUUGUGCAACAAGUUCUGCCGAGCUCGCAGUGACUUCUUCGGCCAUUUCACCUGCGACCUCAGCGGGUCCAAAGUCUGCAUGGAGGGCUGGACUGGACCGGAGUGCAAAGAAGCUGUGUGCAGGCAGGGGUGUCAUCAGGCUCACGGCUCAUGUACUGUACCUGGAGAAUGCAAGUGUCAUUACGGGUGGAUGGGUCCUCUGUGUGACCAGUGUGUGACUUUCCCCGGCUGUGUGUACGGGAGUUGCAUCGAGCCAUGGCAGUGUGUGUGUGACAUCAACUGGGGAGGACUGCUGUGUGACAAAGAUCUCAACUUUUGUGGGACCCAUCAGCCUUGUAAGAAUGGCGGGACCUGCAUUAACACAGAGCCAAACGAGUAUCAGUGCGAGUGCCAGGAUGGGUUUCGAGGUCGCAAUUGUGACAUCGUGGAACAUGCAUGUUUGUCAUCCCCGUGUAUGAAUGGAGCCACUUGUGUGGAAGACCUGACAGGCUUUAGCUGCAUCUGUACUGAAGGCUGGACGGGACACACCUGCACAGAUGCGGUGAAGCACUGUGAUCGCAGCCCUUGUGGUCAUGGAUCAACAUGUCAGGAUGUUCCUGGGGGUUUCCAGUGUCUCUGUCCACCUGAAUGGACCGGCAGGACGUGCCUGAUAGACACCAAUGAAUGUGAGCUGAAUAUAUGUGUCCACGCCCGCUCUUGUCGUAACCUGAUCGGUGGAUACCUGUGCGACUGCCUUCCUGGGUGGACCGGGCCUAGCUGUGACAUCAGGAACAGCAGCUGUCAGGGUUUGUGUUUGAACGGUGGACGCUGCGAGGACCAGGUGUCAGGGUCCAAAUGCUUGUGUCCACCCAAUUUUUUGGGCAAAUAUUGCCAGAAUGGUCCAAGUCCUUGUGACAGCGCCCCCUGUGUGAAUGGAGGACUCUGUGUGGAGAAAGAUGGAAGAACAGUCACGUGCAACUGUCCGGGGGGUUAUUCGGGAGCCUUCUGUGAGAUAACAAUGGAUCUGUGCAAUCCCAACCCUUGUCAGCAGGGAGUACAGUGUCACAGUACAGAGGGCAGGUACAUGUGUGCAUGUCCUGAUGGUCACUACGGUAACAAGUGUGUGAGCCUCAGAAAUCCUUGCAUUGGUCAACACUGUCCAGGUGCCAUGUCUGACACAACCCACGGGAGCCUCAGCUUCUACAUGAUCUUAGUGGGAGUCUUGGCUUUGGUGACAGUCUGUGGCUGUGCAGCAUGCGCCUUCAUCCUCUCCCACCUCCAUCAAAAACGGAAAAAGCAGCAAGCUGUCCCACAGGAAGAAGGCAUCAACAACCAGAGAGAGUUUGUCAAUCUAAUCAGAAACGUGGACCGCCCCGUGCCUCUGCUGCCCCCAGCAACUCCUCUCACAAACCCUCAAGCUCCCGCCCCCAUCUCACGUUGCUAUGAGGAGAUUGAACUGACCCUGCCACCCUCCCCAGCUCCUUCACACCCUUCCCCAGCAUUAAAACCAGCCCAUGCCCCCAAACUGGAUAUUUCAAACCAGGAGAGAGAGAAGCUGAACCGCUUCCACCACACAGACAAUCAGGAGCUGGAGGUUUGACCUUGUCCCAGACUUCUGAAUCUGAGGAGCUUUACUGAGUUUUUUUUCUGCGUCCAUAGCACAGGACGCCAUAUCCAGUUACUUGCACUAUGACAAUGUUACAGUUAUGAUAAUUGGAAGGGCUUUUGACCUUUUUGUGCUCAGAUGGCUGUUGAUGAAGACCUCAGUGGACAAACUGAGGAGUAAAAGCUGCUAAGUAAAGGGGUCAAAAGACUUACUUGUUCUAUUUAAGUCAACUUUUGUGGCUAUAAGAAGCAGCGGGUGUGUAAUGCUUGACUUACAGUAAAGAUUUACAGACUUGCCUUAGAGUGCCUGGGAUGCAGUCAGAAGUUAAGAGGGUAUCCUCUUAUGCAGGAGUCUCAGCAUGUGUUGUGGUUCAUGAUGCCAUCCAACUGGUAUGCAGAACCCCAUGUCUCAGAUUAAACUCUGACAGCGAGAGAGAGACAUCCGUGAAUGGAAGCCUAUUUAACACUUGGUGUGUUUCUGUGUUUGACUGGUUGUGAGAGUGCUUGAGUUGACGAGUGAAUGACUGUUAUAAGUGUACCUGGGGUGAAAAAAAAAAAAGAGAGCAAAAAUAUGUUACUUAAACAACAAGCAAACAUUGAUAUACUUGUCAACAAAGAGUUCAGAAUACGAAAUUACAAGAGAUAUGUUGUUUUUAAAAAAAAUAUGCCAUUUUUUUCAACAAUGUACACAGUUUUCCUGACGCCUUAAUGUCUGUGACAUUCUUUGACAAAAAAUGCCAUAGCCAUACAGUACUAAAGCCCUCUUUAAUAACCAUGUUUUUACACCUCUGUUCAUAGCAGCUGGUUUUAGGGGGUGGUGUCAGACAUUUCAGCCCCUUUUCAGUGGGGUGUGCCUCUUUUGAGAUUGGGACACCCACUUCUAAGGUGCAGCAAAUGCAGCAUGGCGUGAAAUUGGGUAAACAUAAAAAAUAAAGAGGCUCGAUAAUUCAACUCUAAUCUGGGUCUAUGAUGUCACAGUACACUGGGCAUUUAGACAACUCAGUUCAUACCUUUUCACUGAGGCAACCAUGAACAAAGUGACAGAGUUGGGUUAUGUUGGAUCCCUUUGAAUUAGUGGUCAGUUAAAACAUUCAAACAAAUAUAUGUUUUCAAAUACAGAAAAUGCUAUUUUUGUUCAUAAUAUAGCCCCUUUCAAGGCUUUUAAGCCCUCUGUUUUAAAACUAUACACUGUUGCCUGUAUUGUUUAUGUUAUACUGCAGUUUGUUAAAGAUGUAUUUUUUUUUCCUCAUACUUGUCUGUAAAAUUCCUUUUUGUACAUAAAUACAUUGUACAUAUUGAUGCUGUUUUUGUACUGUGGUUCGGUCUGGAAGUAUCACUGUAUUAUAUUUUGUCUCAUUUUACCCUCCAUUUGGAGCAACCAGCACAUGUGUCUUGUAAUAAAAGUGCAUUGACCAUUUAUACCAA